Heteronotia binoei (common prickly gecko) is the source of this 6256-nucleotide messenger RNA. RefSeq names its product collagen type IV alpha 5 chain (gene COL4A5). The record is from RefSeq and is a predicted model, not a curated record. Gene Ontology annotation, cellular component: collagen trimer; basement membrane. NCBI's taxonomy places the organism in Eukaryota, Metazoa, Chordata, Lepidosauria, Squamata, Gekkonidae. Gene Ontology annotation, molecular function: extracellular matrix structural constituent. The transcript has 51 exons. Bases 10 to 5094 code for a protein of 1694 amino acids.
CCCGGGAGCAUGAAGCCCAGCCCGGCCGGCGGCUGCCUGGUCCUGCCGCCGCCUUCGCUGCUCCUCCUCCUCCUGCUGCCGCUGCUGGGACUUUGGGGUCAGCGCGCAGAAGCCGCGGCUUGCCAUGGAUGCAUUUCAGGAUCCAAAUGUGACUGCAGUGGAGUGAAAGGAGAAAAGGGCGAAAGGGGGUUUCCAGGUUUGGCAGGUCAGACGGGUUUACCUGGAUUUCCAGGACCAGAAGGUCCACCCGGGCCAAGAGGUGAAAAAGGAGAUGAUGGACUUCCAGGGCCGUUUGGACCCAAAGGAGUUAGGGGACCUCCAGGUUUGCCAGGAUUUCCAGGAACGCCAGGAGUUCCUGGGCUCCCAGGUCAGGAUGGGCCUCCAGGACCACCAGGUAUCCCAGGAUGCAACGGAACAAAGGGAGAACGUGGCUACUCUGGCAGUCCAGGUUUUCCAGGUUUACAAGGCCCCCCAGGCCCUCCUGGCAUACCAGGUAUGAAGGGCGAGCCUGGGGAAAUAAUCACGUCUCUGUUGCCAGGACUAAAAGGCGAUACAGGAUUUCCAGGUCUUCCGGGAAUACCAGGCCCCCCGGGUCCCAUCGGAGUGCAAGGCCCCAGUGGUCCUCCCGGGCCACCAGGUUUGAUGGGUCCUCCUGGUCCCCCAGGAUUUCUAGGCCCAAAGGGCAAUAUGGGCUUGAACUUCCAGGGUCCCAAAGGAGAAAAGGGUGAACAGGGGCUACAAGGACCUCCGGGGCCACCAGGACAGAUCGGUGAACAGAAAAGACCAAACGAUGUGGAGUUUCAGAAAGGAGAUCCGGGCGUUCCAGGUGACCGUGGUCCACCAGGCCCCCCUGGGCCACGAGGUCCUCCUGGCUUUAUAGGUGACGGAAAAGGUGAAAAAGGUGAGCAAGGAGAACCAGGCAAAAGAGGGAAGCCUGGCAAAGACGGAGAGCCCGGGCCGCCCGGUCUGCCUGGUUUGCCUGGUGAUCCUGGUAUCCACGGCAUUCCAGGAAGAGAUGGAGAAAAAGGUCAGAAAGGUGAAACCGGUCCCAUUGGCCCACCUGGGCUUGUGAUUCCAAGGCCAGGAGUCAGUACAACGGUGGGGGCCAAAGGAAGCAAAGGCUUGCCGGGUCAUCGUGGCGAGAAAGGUGACCGUGGCUUACCUGGCUUACAGGGCCCUCCUGGCCUACGAGGCCCCCCAGGAACUCUCAGUGUAGGCCCUCCGGGACCUCCUGGCCUACCUGGAGAGAGAGGACAGAAGGGGGAUCAAGGCCUACCUGGGGUUUCCACUCCUGGACAGCCUGGACUUAAUGGGCGACCCGGAACCCCCGGCCCACCAGGGCCGCCUGGCCCACCUGGAUCUACUAUUCCACCCACUGGUCAACUGUGUGAGCGAGGCCCCCCUGGCAUUCCAGGACCCCAAGGAGAGCGAGGAUUUGUGGGGGAGAUAGGCCAGAAAGGUGAUAAAGGAGACACCUGCUUUAACUGCAUAGGAACUGGCAUUCCUGGACCCCCAGGGCCGAAGGGGUUCCCAGGGCCACCUGGAAGUCCAGGGUCUCCUGGUUUGUCUGGCCCCAAAGGUGAUAAAGGUCUACCUGGUCUACUUGGUCCUCCAGGCCCACCAGGUCUUCCUGGUCCUUCAGGCCCUUCUGGACGUCCUGGUGCAAAAGGUGACCCUGGCGAAGUCCUUGGCUUCCCUGGCAUGAAAGGCGACAAGGGAGACCCUGGUUUCCCAGGACUGCCAGGCCUGCCUGGACUCGCUGGUUCUCCUGGGAAAGAUGGACAGCCGGGCCUUCCUGGACCAAAGGGGGAACCAGGCAGCAUUGCUUUCAAGGGGGAAAGGGGCCCCCCUGGGGACCCCGGAUUUCCUGGGCCUCCUGGGGAUCGAGGGCCAGUGGGGCCGCCUGGAUUUGGUCCACAAGGGCCUGCUGGUGGAAAGGGCGCUCAAGGUGUUUCUGGACGGGAAGGACACCCUGGAGCACCAGGAUCAAAAGGUGAACCUGGUCAAACCAUUACGGAAGCAGGGCUACCAGGCAUCCCGGGUUCCCGAGGCAGAGAUGGUGAACCUGGGCUUCCAGGUGAUCCCGGACAUCCAGGCCAACCUGGAUUGCCAGGGACCCCGGGUGCAAAAGGUGACCCAGGUUUAUCCGGCAUUGGUCUUCCGGGCCCACCAGGGCCUAAAGGUAUCACUGGGUUGCCAGGUCUCCCUGGAUCGCCAGGAAACCCCGGAAGACCCGGUCAAGAUGGGCCGCCUGGGCCACCUGGAAUUCCAGGACAGAAGGGAGACCGUGGAUUUGGUGUGCCGGGACCUGCUGGGCCACCAGGGCCUCCGGGCUUCAAAGGUGCACAGGGCCCUAAAGGUGAUCCAGGCUUUCCGGGAAAUCCUGGCAUUCCAGGACAUGCAGGUUUUGAUGGAAUCCCAGGGCCUAAAGGUGAUCCGGGAGUACCAGGCCAGCCUGGGGCAGCAGGGCCUCCAGGGGUUCCAGGAUCUGGUGUCCAAGGCCCACCUGGACAAGCAGGGCCUCCAGGGCCUGUGGGCCAACCAGGAUUGCCUGGCAUGCCAGGUGGAAAGGGAGAUCCUGGACCACCAGGUUUCGACAUUCCUGGUCCUCCAGGUGACAAAGGCAAGCAAGGGUUUCCAGGGCAACCUGGUUUCCUAGGGCCUCCAGGUUUACCAGGGCCACCCGGACGAGAUGGAACCCCCGGAUUUCCAGGUGUGAAAGGCGAGAUGGGUGUGAUGGGAACCCCGGGUCCCCAAGGUUCUCCCGGAGAUCCUGGCAGAAGUGGUCUUCCUGGCCCCAAAGGCGACUCUGGCUUCCCAGGCCAGCCGGGUCUUCCAGGGCCUUCUGGGCCGAAAGGCAGCAAAGGCGAGAUGGGCCUGCCCGGUGCUCCAGGAAUACUUGAUCCAAGCCAAGUGAUCACGAAAGGACAGAAAGGAGAACCAGGCUCACCAGGUGAGCCUGGAAUAACAGGCCAGAAGGGUUACCAAGGCCUCCCAGGUGACUCGGGGCCUCCUGGAUUGAAUGGACAGCCAGGUGUACCCGGAUUGUCAGGGCCCAAGGGCGACAUGGGAUUUCCUGGCUCACCUGGGCUCAGUGGACCCCCUGGACAAAAAGGCAGCAGCGGUGAAAUGGGCUUUCCAGGUCCUGCCGGACCAAAAGGUUUGCAAGGCAUAGCAGGGCGUCCUGGGCAGCCCGGUCCUCCUGGAUAUCCUGGGCUGAAAGGAGAGAAGGGUGAAUCAGGCCGCUCUGAAAUUGGAAUCCCAGGCCCACCUGGCCCUAAGGGUGAUAGUGGUUUGCCUGGAUACUCAGGUGGCCCAGGCAGUAAAGGAUCACCUGGCAAUCCUGGGCUGCCUGGUUUGCCUGGUAAUCCAGGUGCCAAAGGCGAUCGUGGCCUCCCCGGGUUCCCAGGGACCCCAGGCAUUGCAGGACCAAAAGGUAUUGAUGGACCACCAGGGAAUCCAGGUAACACAGGACCACCCGGACUUCCAGGUGAACCUGGCCAUGCUGGACUGCCUGGCCUUCAAGGAGAGAAAGGACAACCAGGCAGAGAUGGCAUUCCUGGGACCGCUGGACAGAAGGGUGACCCAGGCCAGCCAGGUUAUGGGCGACCCGGGCCACCAGGACCGCCAGGAUUAUCAGGUCAAAAGGGUGAUAUCGGCUUCCCUGGACCCUCAGGGCCCCCGGGAACGCCUGGUCUGAAGGGAGAGCCAGGUGGCCCAGGAUUUCCUGGCCGUCAGGGCCCUCCAGGCCCUCCAGGACUACCUGGGCCAACUACAGAAGGUCUCAAAGGAAGCCGCGGGCAACCAGGCAUACCAGGGAGGCCAGGUUUGCCUGGUCCAGAAGGUGCCCGAGGACCCCCUGGAACUGGACAAGUGAAAGGAGAAAAGGGCAACCAAGGCCUGCCGGGUCAGCGUGGACCACCUGGUUUAAAAGGAGAGCCAGGGUUGCCUGGGAACUCGGGUGAACCCGGCCGUCCAGGUGUGAACGGAAUGAAAGGCGACCCCGGCGUUCCAGGAGUCCCGGGAUUGCCAGGUAUGAAGGGGCCCAUUGGACCUCCAGGACCGGCUGGCUUCGCAGGGGAUCCUGGAGCCCCCGGAUCUCCAGGCCUGCCAGGAAUACCCGGCCCAGCUGGCGAAACUGUGGUCAUAAAAGGUGACCAGGGUCCACCAGGUCUCCCAGGGCAGCCUGGACUGAAAGGUCACCCAGGGCUGCCGGGCCAACCGGGAUUGCCAGGUCCAAUGGGUAUUCCUGGUGAUCCCGGCCGAGACGGGCCUCCUGGAUUCGAAGGUCCCGCAGGGCGUAAAGGGGAGAGAGGCCUUCCGGGUCAGCAUGGUUUACGCGGCUCACAGGGUCUUCCUGGACCAGAUGGAUUGCAAGGCCCUCCUGGUCCACCUGGAACCGGCUCAGUCGCUCAUGGGUUCCUUAUAACCCGCCACAGCCAGACAACAGAGACACCUUUUUGUCCUCAAGGAACAGUCAGGAUCUAUGAUGGAUUUUCCCUUCUUUACGUGCAAGGAAACGAGAGAGCGCAUGGGCAGGACUUAGGCACUGCCGGUAGCUGCCUCCGCCGUUUCAGCACGAUGCCCUUCAUGUUUUGUAACAUCAACAAUGUCUGCAAUUUUGCAUCAAGAAACGACUAUUCCUACUGGCUGUCCACUCCUACGCCAAUGCCAAUGAGCAUGGAGCCCUUAACUGGAAAGACCAUACAGCCCUUUAUUAGUCGGUGCACAGUUUGCGAAGCUCCCGCUGUGGUGAUAGCAGUGCACAGCCAGACCAUUCAAAUCCCGCCGUGUCCGCAGGGCUGGACCUCCCUGUGGAUUGGUUACUCUUUCAUGAUGCACACCAGUGCCGGUGCUGAAGGAUCCGGACAAGCGUUGGCCUCCCCCGGUUCCUGCCUAGAAGAGUUCCGCUCAGCUCCUUUCAUCGAGUGCCACGGCCGAGGGACCUGCAAUUAUUAUGCCAAUUCAUAUAGCUUCUGGCUGGCAACUGUGGAGGUGGCAGAAAUGUUUAGUAAACCUCAGUCGGAAACACUGAAGGCCGGCGACCUGAGGACGCGUAUUAGCCGAUGCCAAGUCUGUAUGAAGAGGACGUAAUGCCUCGGAGGCUUUUGAAACCACCGAGAACUCUCUCUAAAUGUUUUGGUGCACUGUCCUUCCGCUAUAACCAUGGUGCUAUUGGUGCAGAAGUGAAAACAAACUAGAACUGAGAACAACCCAGACAAUGCAGAUUCCGGUGAACCUCUCCCAAGUGCCAUCCCGACAGCCGUCUUCUGGUGCCUCAUUGUCCGGGGAACUUGACCCCCUCGGUAGUGUUGGAGACGCUCAAGGGCCACGACGGAUCAGAAGGUGAAGUUGCCACAUCUCUCGCCCUGCCUGUGCCCCCGAGGGGCGCUUGUAAAAGAAAACCACGAGAAAAAGAAGCCGCGACGCACUGUGAGGAUUCAGACGAUGUGGCGACCGUGCAGCGACCCCUUUCUUCAUGGUGCUACUAACUCCUACUGUGUCCCCCGGUUUUUAAUAUGAAAUGUUUAAGCUUGUUUUUUUUUUCUCUGUAAGUAAUGAAAUGUGUAUAUUGUGUAAACACAUUUUUUUUUUUUAGUUUUUGACUUCUCAGUCAUUUUAGACACAAACCAGCCUUAAGAAUCACUGUCUUCACGAAGGAAAAAAAAAACUAUAUAUAAAUAAAUAUAUAUAUAAAUAUAUAUAUAUAAAAGCAUAAAGUACCACUUACAGUAGGCGGCAAGAUUGUCUGGCCAACAGGCAGUGGUAAAAUCCCCCUCACUUUCGACGCACUGCUGCCAGAUUUUUAAAGUUUUGUUUUCUGCCCCCAAGUCCCCGUCACGAUGUAUUUGGAAAGCGUCCCAGGAUGCCUUUGGAGGCGGGUUGUUAAUGUCUAUAUUGUGUGCCAUGCAACGGAUGGUUUUAUUUUGUUCUUCAGAAAAACCAAAAACGUUUUUUGAAAGGUUUUAUUUUUGCAUAUUCUGUGAAAUAUUUGAAAUGCUCAACAGUAUCCUAGAUUCUUUUAUAAGAAAGACAAAAAGUCAUAAUCAUUCAUAUCCUAAUAACUCUGUUGGUUCAGAAUAUACCCUGUGGAAAAAGAAAACAAUGCAGAUGACACAAACAUCAUAGAUAGGAACUCACACAACCACAUAAAAUCCACUUUUUUGUCCAGAAAUGAUAUCAAAGUAUUUUAUUCAGAAAUAGCUGUACACUUUGAAAAUCCUUUUGACUGAAAUAAAGUGAAAACUGGUGAAAA